AUGAAGCGAGCCUCUUCACCCUCCGACGAUGACAAACUUAGCGAGCCAGGCGCAAAGAAAGUCUCAACGGAUUCCACAACUCCUUCGGAAACCGAUGAUUCCUUUGUAAUGCCCGAAGAGGCGGACAACUGGGUCACCUGGGCGUCAAUGCGUGCUAUGUUUCCACCGGACACCUUGUUACCUUCAGACUUCAAAAGAGAACUGAACAUCAAGUGGGGUUAUCAACAGAGAACACAAACAGCGAGAAGAUCCGCCGAUGGCCUAGUGGUGGCUAUCAAGGGCUACGAACCGCCAUAUGACAAUGAACUGCGCCCUACCUUUGCCCCUUCGAAGGGUCACCAAAUCGCCUUUUUCUCAGAGUUUGAACACCCUGGCAUACCCAGUUAUCUUGGCCAUUUCCUAGAUGACUGGCAAAUCAACCUCGUGUUCGCCUACGAUCAGGAUGCCCCGGCUCUCGAACACCUCGUCGGGGAAAGGAAUCUCUCAGAAGCCGAGGUGUCACAUUAUGUCAUCCAACUCGCGGAAGUUUUGAACCACUUCCAUACCAACGGUGCGGUCCUGCGUGCAAUGGAUAGCUCUAGCGUCAAGUGCUAUCCCGCUCCGGAAAUGCUAGCAGGUGGUAAAUACAGUACAUCUGUGGACUGGUGGAAUCUCGGCUUCAUGAUGUAUUACUUGUGUACAUAUCGCCAGCCUUUCCAAGAUUGUAAGUUUGUCCUUUGUAAAGUUAUGAAAAGCACAAUACCCAAAUAA
Molecule: messenger RNA, 750 nt
Organism: Melampsora larici-populina 98AG31
Lineage: Eukaryota; Fungi; Basidiomycota; Pucciniomycetes; Pucciniales; Melampsoraceae
Exons: 2
Coding region: 1-750 (249 amino acids)
Biological process (GO): protein phosphorylation
Molecular function (GO): protein kinase activity; ATP binding
Source: RefSeq, a predicted model, not a curated record